Opisthorchis viverrini is the source of this 1206-nucleotide messenger RNA. RefSeq lists its product as hypothetical. Gene Ontology annotation, cellular component: GINS complex. The coding region runs from base 1 to 1206 and encodes 401 amino acids. Gene Ontology annotation, biological process: DNA replication; DNA strand elongation involved in mitotic DNA replication. The transcript has 4 exons. NCBI's taxonomy places the organism in Eukaryota, Metazoa, Platyhelminthes, Trematoda, Opisthorchiida, Opisthorchiidae. The record is from RefSeq and is a predicted model, not a curated record.
AUGUUGGCAAACACUGGUCUCCAGCUAGUGAAAGAACUCAAACGAUCGCAGUUCUAUAAGAUGCCACCUUACAAUGACGAGAAGAUAAGAGUGUGCUUGGAAGAGAUGAAAACAUUGUAUGAGGCCAAUUACCGUGACGUGGCUCUUGUGUCCGGUUCUUCCGAAAGUUCUUCGCAGUCCGAAGAACACGCCGGAAGAAUACAGUGUGUACUCGUACGUCAUGCAGUGCUGGAACGGAACAAACGCUGUCUAUUAGCAUAUCACCACGCACGCCUAAUGUAUAUCAAGGGGUUGCGUUGGCAAUAUGGAACAGUUCUCCCAAAAGAAGUCCGGCAGUCAUUAUCUGAGGCCGAACAAGCUUGGUUUAAAGCUUACUGUGGAACUUUGGCCAAUUUUAUGCAGGCGGACGUAGCUGAGCGUGGUGGAGCUGGAGGUUUGGAUCUCACGCAGUCACAACUGCCACCCAAAUCGUUGUUCCUGGAAGUUCGUUGUCUGGUCGAUUUUGGUGAAUUUGAAACGGAAGAUGGCGGGGUGUUACAGCUCACCAAGGACAGCCAUCAUUUGAUGUCUAGAAGUGAUUGUGAAACUCUCAUUCGGCAAGGCCUAGUGAAAGAACUCAAACGAUCGCAGUUCUAUAAGAUGCCACCUUACAAUGACGAGAAGAUAAGAGUGUGCUUGGAAGAGAUGAAAACAUUGUAUGAGGCCAAUUACCGUGACGUGGCUCUUGUGUCCGGUUCUUCCGAAAGUUCUUCGCAGUCCGAAGAACACGCCGGAAGAAUACAGUGUGUACUCGUACGUCAUGCAGUGCUGGAACGGAACAAACGCUGUCUAUUAGCAUAUCACCACGCACGCCUAAUGUAUAUCAAGGGGUUGCGUUGGCAAUAUGGAACAGUUCUCCCAAAAGAAGUCCGGCAGUCAUUAUCUGAGGCCGAACAAGCUUGGUUUAAAGCUUACUGUGGAACUUUGGCCAAUUUUAUGCAGGCGGACGUAGCUGAGCGUGGUGGAGCUGGAGGUUUGGAUCUCACGCAGUCACAACUGCCACCCAAAUCGUUGUUCCUGGAAGUUCGUUGUCUGGUCGAUUUUGGUGAAUUUGAAACGGAAGAUGGCGGGGUGUUACAGCUCACCAAGGACAGCCAUCAUUUGAUGUCUAGAAGUGAUUGUGAAACUCUCAUUCGGCAAGGCGUGUUAGAACACAUCACAACUUGA